GUGUGAUGUGAAUGCCUGUUAAUUUUGUUUUUGUACAGUCAGGUAUUCGAGGUAUAUCGUUGAAUGAUUGCUAAGUGAUGAGUCAAUAAAGUACUAUAAAGAAUUAAUCGGUUUACCAUCUUCAUCUGCUGACAAGGAAGAGUUCAUGAACCAUUUCUGAUUCACCGGUCAUUAUUCUCCUCGAUUGAGCCGUUAGUUAAGAGAUGGCGUUUGUUUUAGUGGAUAAAGAAAGCUUCACUAAUCGCACAACGAAUAUAGACAAUUCGAUAUCUUGCUCGACCAAAAGUGUUGCUUAUCACAUUAUAUGUCAUCAGUCAAAAUUUUGUUGUGUACUUCAGGUUUCUCAACUCCAUUAUCAAGCUCUAAAUGAUGCAUCCUGGUCUAAAGAUGGUCAUUUAGUUGUAGUCUGUUCUACUGAUGGUUAUUGCUCUCUGAUUCAUUUUGCUCAUGGUGAACUUGGAGCAUUUUAUCGUGGUACAUUUGGUGCACCUAAUCCACAGCCUGUCGCAGUCGAAAAUAAUGUCAGUGAAUUAGAUAAGUGUUUGAGUAACGAUGUUGAAAUGCUUCCAUCCAAAACAGCAGCGGAUACAAAUAACGGCACUGUCAAGGAGGCAGACAAUUCUCCAAAAACUAAUCUUUCACCUACCUCGGUUCCUAACUCAAAUAAACCAACCACUGAGGCGAAAUUGUCAGAACCAUGCUCUACUAAUAAUCCCACUGUUGUUGAUAGUACCACUGCCGCAUCUAAACCAAAACGACGUGUACAGUUAACCACAUUGGUUUCUUUCGUUGAUGGGAAUAUUACUGGUAACAAUAGAACAGAUGACUCGCAUAAUUCAACAAAUUUAUCAGUUGAUCCUAAUGUUCACUCAACAAAACACAUAUCUCAAAAAAUUUGUGAAAAAGAUGUUAUAGAACUCACGGACGAUUCAACCUCCCAACCAAUGGUAUAGAGUUAUCAUGAUUUCCGGUUGCACUAUUUUUUUAAGAAUGUAGACUUUACAUGGCCGUAUUGCAUUAUUCACCGAUGUCUCAAUAGUUUAUUUCUGUUUCAGGACCCAUUUUUAUUCUAUUUUUCUAUGUAUUCAUUUAUGUAACAAGUUUUUCAAAAACGAAUAAAUCUCCUUCUCUGUCUUA
Messenger RNA from Schistosoma turkestanicum, 1137 nucleotides. Lineage: Eukaryota; Metazoa; Platyhelminthes; Trematoda; Strigeidida; Schistosomatidae. The record is from the annotation of a GenBank genome assembly.